Molecule: messenger RNA, 1761 nt
Organism: Molossus molossus (Pallas's mastiff bat)
Lineage: Eukaryota; Metazoa; Chordata; Mammalia; Chiroptera; Molossidae
Gene: PIAS4
Product: protein inhibitor of activated STAT 4
Exons: 11
Coding region: 11-1549 (512 amino acids)
Biological process (GO): regulation of transcription by RNA polymerase II; protein sumoylation
Molecular function (GO): zinc ion binding; SUMO ligase activity; transcription coregulator activity
Source: RefSeq, a predicted model, not a curated record
GGUGGCCAAGAUGGCGGCGGAGCUGGUGGAGGCCAAAAACAUGGUGAUGAGUUUCCGAGUCUCCGAUCUUCAGAUGCUCCUGGGAUUUGUCGGCCGGAGUAAGAGCGGACUUAAACACGAACUUGUCACCAGGGCCCUCCAAUUGGUCCAGUUUGACUGUAGCCCUGAGCUGUUCAAAAAGAUCAAGGAGCUCUACGAGACACGCUACGCCAAGAAGAGCUCAGAGCCCAUCUCCCAGCCCCAUCGGCCCCUGGACCCCCUGACAAUGCACUCGACCUAUGACCGGGCCAGCACAGUGCCCAGGACUCCACUCACAGGCCCCAACAUUGACUAUCCUGUGCUCUAUGGGAAGUACUUAAAUGGACUCGGACGGUUGCCUGCCAAGACCCUCAAGCCAGAAGUGCGCCUGGUGAAACUGCCCUUCUUUAACAUGCUAGAUGAAUUGCUGAAGCCCACCGAACUGGUUCCACAGAAUAACGAGAAGCUUCAAGAGAGUCCAUGCAUCUUCGCGUUGACGCCCAGACAGGUGGAGCUGAUCAGGAACUCCAGAGAACUGCAGCCUGGGGUCAAGGCCGUGCAGGUCGUCCUAAGAAUCUGUUACUCAGACACCAGCAGCCCUCAGGAGGACCAGUACCCGCCCAACAUUGCUGUGAAGGUCAACCACAGCUACUGCUCAGUCCCGGGCUACUACCCCUCAAAUAAGCCCGGAGUGGAACCCAAAAGGCCCUGCCGCCCCAUCAACCUUACUCACCUCAUGUACCUGUCCUCGGCCACCAACCGCAUCACCGUCACCUGGGGGAACUAUGGCAAGAGUUACUCGGUGGCCUUAUAUUUGGUGCGGCAACUGACCUCCUCAGAGCUGCUACAGAGGUUGAAAACCAUCGGGGUCAAGCAUCCGGAGCUGUGCAAGGCACUGGUCAAAGAGAAGCUUCGCCUGGACCCCGACAGUGAGAUCGCCACCACCGGUGUCCGGGUCUCCCUCAUCUGUCCACUGGUAAAGAUGCGGCUAUCCGUGCCCUGCCGGGCAGAGACCUGCGCCCAUCUGCAGUGCUUCGACGCGGUCUUCUACCUCCAGAUGAACGAGAAGAAGCCUACCUGGAUGUGCCCAGUGUGCGACAAGCCAGCCCCCUAUGACCAGCUCAUCAUAGACGGGCUCCUCUCCAAGAUCCUGAGUGAGUGCGAGGAUGCCGAUGAGAUUGAAUACCUGGUAGAUGGCUCCUGGUGCCCAAUCCGCGCCGAGAAGGAGCGCAGCUGCAGCCCCCAGUGCCCCAUCCUCGUGCUAGGCACCUCAGACGCCAAUGGGCUCCUGUCCAGCCCCAACGUCAACGGUAGCAGUGGCAGCAUGCUUGGGGGCUCUGGAGGCGGGGGCGGCACGGUGGGCAGCAUUGAGAAUGGGAAGCCAGGAGCUGACGUGGUGGACCUCACGCUGGACAGCUCCUCAUCUUCAGAGGAGGAGGAGGAGGAGGAAGAUGAGGAAGAUGAGGAGGAGGAUGGCCCCCGGGCCAAGCGCCGCUGCCCCUUCCAGAAGGGCCUGGUGUCGGCCUGCUGACUGCUCGUCACCACCAACCGGCUGGACAUUCAAUUUUUCUGGUGCUCACCACGUGAGGGGCGCAGGCGGGCUUUGGGGUGCAGAGGGAGGAGUGAUUUUUUUUUUCUUUUUAUUGUUGUUCAUAUGGUUUUCCACCCCUGUCCCUGGAUCCUGGCACCUGUACCUCUGGACUCUCCUAUUGGAGGAUUAAAAAAAGUAAAAUUAUAAAAAAA